Malurus melanocephalus (red-backed fairy wren) is the source of this 2229-nucleotide messenger RNA. RefSeq names its product sulfate transporter-like. The record is from RefSeq and is a predicted model, not a curated record. Gene Ontology annotation, cellular component: membrane. Gene Ontology annotation, biological process: transmembrane transport. The transcript is spliced from 3 exons. The coding region runs from base 1 to 2229 and encodes 742 amino acids. NCBI's taxonomy places the organism in Eukaryota, Metazoa, Chordata, Aves, Passeriformes, Maluridae. Gene Ontology annotation, molecular function: chloride transmembrane transporter activity; bicarbonate transmembrane transporter activity; sulfate transmembrane transporter activity.
AUGAGCGUUCCUUUUUUCCUGGCUGCUGCCCUCCAUGCCCGCCCGCUCUCCGGCCGUAGCUGUCCUGGGGCCAUGGAGGACACGUCCAACCCAAAGCCAACGCCGAGCAAGGACUCCCUGAGGCCACAGGAGCCUCCUGCCAGCUUCAUCAGCUUGGAGGAGCAGGAGCCCGCAGAGCUGAGCCCCAGGGAGCUCAUGGUGCAGGGAGCCCGCGGUGYCUGCAGCUGCAGCCGCCCCGCGCUCGGCCGUGCCCUGCGCCGCCUGUUCCCCGUGCUGGACUGGCUGCCCCACUACGAUCCCCGUGCCCAGCUCCUCGGGGACGUGGUCUCAGGGCUCCUGGUGGGCAUCGUGGCCAUCCCUCAGUCCAUCUCCUACUCCAUCCUGGCCAACCAGGACCCCAUCUACGGCAUCUAYACCAACUUCUUCUGCAACAUCAUCUACGCGGCCACGGCCACAUCGCGCCACGCCUGCGUGGGUUCCUUCGGGGUGCUGUGCCUCAUGGUGGGGCAGUCGGUGUCACGGCACCUGCAGAUGGCAGGGUAUGGGGACAGCGCUGCCCUCGGGGCCAACUCCAGCUCUGCCAGGAACGGGACAGAGGCCUGUGACAGGAGCUGCUAUGCCAUCACCGUGGCGCUCUCCUUGAGCUUUCUGGUCGGGCUGUACCAGAUCCUGCUGGGGGUUUUCCAGCUGGGCUUUGUGGCUGUCUACCUGUCAGAGCCUCUCCUGGGUGGCUUCGUGACCGGCUCCAGCCUCACCAUCAUCACCUCGCAGAUGAAGCACCUGCUGGGUCUGAAGAUCCCUCGGCAUGAGGGCGUGGGCUCCUUCAUCCUCACCUGGCUGGACCUGUUCAGGCACAUCGGCCACACCAACAUCUGYGACCUGCUCACCAGCCUGGUGGCCCUGGCUGUCAUCGUGCCCGUCAAGGAGCUCAACGAGCGCUACAAGGAGCGCAUGAAGGCCCCGUUCCCCAUCGAGCUGCUGGUGGUCAUCGUGGCCACGGCCAUCUCGCACUGCUUCGACUUCGAGCGGCGCUACGCGGCCGCCGUGUGCGGGGACAUCCCCACGGGCUUCAGGAGGCCCACCCUGCCAGAUGCCAGCCUGUUCCCCAGCCUGGCCGUGGAYGCCGUGCCCAUCGCCGUCAUCGGCUUCGCCAUGACCGUGUCCCUGGCGGAAAUCUUCGGCAAGAAGCACGGCUACGCCGUCCGCGCCAACCAGGAGAUGAUCGCCAUCGGCCUGUGCAACCUGCUGCCUUCCUUCUUCUACUGCUUCGCCAGCUCCGCCGCGCUGAGCAAGACCCUGCUCAAGGAGUCCACGGGGAGCCAGACGCAGCUCUCGGGGCUGGUCACCUCGCUGGUGCUGCUGCUGGUGCUGCUGUGGAUCUCCCCGCUCUUCUACUCRCUGCAAACCUCCAUCCUGGGCGUGGUGACCAUCGUCAACCUGCGGGGAGGGCUGAGGAAGCUGUGUGAUGCCCCGCGGCUGUGGCGGCUCAGCAAGCUGGACGCGGCCGUGUGGUGGGUGACSCUGCUGUGCUCCACGCUGCUCAGCACCGAGCUGGGGCUGCUGCUGGGUGUUUGUUUCGCCCUGCUCUGCCUGGUGCUCCGCACGCAGAGACCGCGGGCCACGCUCCUGGGCAGGGUCAGCGGCUCGGAGCUCUACGAGGACCAGGCUGCCUACAAAGGGCUGGGCAGCAUCGCCAACGUCAAAAUCUUCCCCUUUGAGAGCUCCCUCCAUUACGCCAAUAAGGACUAUUUCAGGACUGUUCUGUCGCAGAGAACAGGGGUCGAUCCUGUCCUGCACUCGAGGGAGGGGUCCCAGGCGCACCCAGACACAGCCAGCAGCGUGGGUUUUUGUGGUGCCGUUUUUGGGUGCCCGAAGCAGGCGCAGGGCAGGGCUGAGCAGGCUCCUGGUGCCUGUCCUCCAUCCCCAGACAUGCACACCCUGAUCCUGGACUGCGGGGCCAUGCAGUUCAUCGACACRGCGGGGCUCUCGGUGCUCAAGGAGACGCUCAGUGACUACGGCAAGGUCGGGGUGCGGGUGCUCCUGGCCAACUGCAACCCCUCGGUGCGCCGGCGGCUGCGGGAGGGCGGCUGGGCCGGCCAGGGGGGCAGCGAGGGGGGACCACCGCCCUUCCACUGCAUCCACGAUGCCGUGCGCUUCGCCCAGCAAAGCGCGGACAAACAGGAGGCUGGCCCGGCCCCGGGGGACCUCAACUUCCAGGCGUGUCUGUAG